AGUGAUAGAGUUGGGAACUCAAAGCCCAUUGGAAGAACUUACGUUGCUACAGCUGCAAACAAAUAUAUACUACUAAUCUCUCUCAAUUUAGGCAUUUUUGAGCCCCCUUACUUCAACUUCAGGAUUUUCAAUCUCUCUCUCUCUCCCUAAUGGCAACAACGACAGCACCUAAAGUCGAAAACCCUAAAACCACUACAGAUCUCAAUUUAGCGCCAUCGCCCGCUGAGGACGCCUCAUCGGCUCAGCAACUCUCAGAACUUUCUAGCGGCGGAGGCGUCGAAACGAAAGGGACACCGGAUGCAGCGGCUGUGAAAACCAGCGAUGUAGAUGAAGGCGGUGCGGCCACAGAUAUUCAGAAGAAGAUGAAGCGAGCGGAGCGGUUCGGGAUGCCGAUAACUCUUUCGGAAGAGGAGAAGCGCAAUUCUCGUGCAGAGAGGUUUGGUACAGCUUCUGCUGCUGAUGGAGUGGAUUCAACAAAGCAAUCAGAAGAUCUGAAAAGGAAGGCUAGAGCAGAGAGGUUCGGGAUUGCAAAAUCUGUAUCAGCUGAUGAGGAAGCUAAGAAAAAAGCUAGACUUGCUAGGUUUGGGUCAACUCCUGUGACGGAUCCAGCAGAGGAAGAUAAAAAGAAAGCUAGGGCACUCAGAUUUUCGCAGCCUCAGUCUAGUCCAAAGGCAAAUGGAGAAGGGAAUAUUGAGGUGAAGACAGCAAUAUCUGGCAAGGCUGGUGGAGGAACCUAAAUAAACCUUGGUCUAUAAGCUCUAGAUGGCUAGGUUAGAGUAACUUCUUGAACUCCCUUGUUGCCCUCUUGCUGACAACCUGACAUGAACACCCGUUUGCAUAAUCAUCUGUGAUUUACAAGCGAUUUUUGUUUUAUGUAAUUUGGACUUCUUUAGUUGUGGGUUUCCUGGUGAUGCCUGCGACAAUCAACAGCCACCUCCUCUAUAUCAGUGCUUCUGAAUCGGCAUGCCAACCAUUUCAAAAAUUAAAUGCAUCAAAAAGGUCUUUAAGAGUCUUGUUUAAGAUGUGUGUAGCUCUGUGUAAUGUGUUGCUGCUUUUUUCUUAUUCUUACAUGCUUCUUGUUGACCGACUGCUAACAUUGAUGUUCAUGAUAACUUUUGUAUGAACUGGAUUAACAAAUAUUGGUUCAACAGUUUGUACCCGUAAUUUGUGGUCUGGUUGGUGCAUGAGAAGUCUUCUGUUAGGUUUCGUUAUAAUGUGUUAUCCAAUAAUAUACCUCCUGAAGUCACUGUGCCUGUAAUCUACUAUAUGCCAACCUGUGGCUUGCUUCUGUGGAAGUGUCUGAUAAAGUCUUGAAUGAUGAUUUGAGUUUCAAAUAGUUGCUGUUUAGAGAUUUUUAGAUCAUUUUCAACUUUUGAUAAGGUUAAAUGCUGGUUUACUCAACAGCUGUUUAAAAUCACCACCCUUUUCUUCAUUUGAAGUUAUUUUGAGAUGAUUGCAUAUGUUUAGGAUUUUGUGCAGUUUUUUUUUUUUUUUUUUCAGAAAAUUCUUGAAGUAUGUGAUCUGAUAGAUUUACUGGUAAGAUCUCUUCAAAGUGGUUUUAAAUCUUCUAGUUUGUUUGAUAAUUUUGGUAGGUUUUUUUCUUGAUUUGCAUGGUAGUUAAUUAUUUUCUUAUGAUAUGGUGUUUUCGAAAUGGUUGGCCCGUCCUUUGAAAUGAAAUGCCGGUCAGGAGGUGGUUUGUGGUUGUCGACUGCUUAUGGCUACGCCAGGCAAAUCAGCUAGGCUUCUUUGAUGUGCAGGAAUUAGUUGCUGCAUCUACUUGCAAUGCUAGCCAGGUUUAUUUUGUUUGUAGGUAGAAAUUCCUAAUUAGCAAUGCAAGUUAGCAUGGAAUGCUUUGGUAAAAUUUGUAAUAGUUUGGUUGAUCGGCCAGAGGGAAGUUACCAGUUUUUUUAUGCUAUUUGUUUCUAUUC
Messenger RNA from Salvia miltiorrhiza (redroot sage), 1928 nucleotides. RefSeq names its product protein MODIFIER OF SNC1 11. The record is from RefSeq and is a predicted model, not a curated record. Lineage: Eukaryota; Viridiplantae; Streptophyta; Magnoliopsida; Lamiales; Lamiaceae. The transcript has 6 exons. Gene Ontology annotation, biological process: poly(A)+ mRNA export from nucleus. Bases 150 to 737 code for a protein of 195 amino acids. Gene Ontology annotation, cellular component: nucleus.